This is a messenger RNA of Canis lupus familiaris (dog), 1709 nucleotides long. It is a transcript of the gene NUP42, whose product is annotated as nucleoporin 42. The record is from RefSeq and is a predicted model, not a curated record. NCBI's taxonomy places the organism in Eukaryota, Metazoa, Chordata, Mammalia, Carnivora, Canidae. Gene Ontology annotation, molecular function: metal ion binding; nuclear export signal receptor activity. The coding region runs from base 517 to 1416 and encodes 299 amino acids. The transcript has 7 exons. Gene Ontology annotation, cellular component: nuclear envelope.
GUCGUAACUGCCUUGUCUGUGGGUGGUAAAGGUCCGGAGAACUGGUCUAGGUCGACCCAGACGCCGCCUCGCUUUACCUAAACCCCACCUUCUGGGUGCUUGUUGUUUUUUUCUUCACCCUUGACACUCUAAGUAUAAUUUUUACGAAACUUUUCCCGAGAGAGAGAGGCUCGCAGCUGGGGGCCAAAGUCUGGAUUCUUGGCUUUGGGGAAGUCGCAGACUCCUUUGAACGUGUGAUGUCAGCUACAAAGCUCUUGCUCUGGCGAAUGUAGUAACAGACGUGGAUGGAAUACCACCAGCCAAAGAUAUUCCAGCGUUAUUCAGCCAUCCAGCUUCUCCAAAUCAACACCAUGGGGGGGCAGCAGAGAUCAAGAAAAGCCAUCUUUUGGUUCCUUGGAUUCUGGAGCUUCAACUAGCAGGAACAGGGGGUUUGGAUUGUCCCAGAACCCAUUUGCUUCACCCAGUUCUGAUGGGCAGAAAGAUGAAAAGAAACUUCUGGAAGGAAUUAUAAAAGAUAUGGAAAUUUGGGAAUCAUCAGGGCAGUGGAUGUUUUCUGUUUAUUCACCAAUGAAAAAGAAACCUAAUAUUUCAGGUUUUACAGACAUUUCACCAGAGGAGUUGAGGCUUGAAUACCAUAACUUCUUAACCAGCAAUAACUUACAGAGUUAUCUGAAUUCCCUCCAACAGUUAGUAAAUCAAUGGAGAAACAGAAUAAAUGAACUGAAAAGUCUGAAUACAUCAGCUAAUAUAGCUUUGCUCUCAGAUCUAAAGGAUGGAAUAAAUCAAGCAGCACCUGCAUUUGGAUUCAGCAGUACACAAGCAGUAACAUUUGGAUCACCAGGUUUUCCAGGAAAUAGCAGCAGUACUAGUGCUCAGAAUUUUAGUUUUAAACCAAGCUCUGGGUUUUCCUCUGCCUCUUCUGGAAGUCCUUCUUUAUUUGGGAAUACUCCAGCAUUUGGAGCUGCAUCCUCUGCCAGUUCUGCCAUCACUACUUCUGUUCCAACGUUUGGAUUUGGGAAAUCUUCAGUCACAUCUGCUGCUUCGUUUUCUUUUAAAAGUCCUGCAGCAUCUGGUUUUGGGUCACCUGGAUUUUCAGGAUUUCCAGCUUCCAUGGCAACAGGCUCUGUUGGAGCUCCAGGGGCCCCAGCCUUUGGAAGUGGCAGUUCUGUGGCUAAUUUUGGUAAUCUAGGCUCACAUUCUCACACUGCUUUUUCCAAGUCAUCCAACGACACCUUUGGAAAUAGUAGCAUAUCCACCUCUCUCCCAACCUCAAAUGGCAGCACCAUAACAGAUAAUGUAUUAUUCACACCGAAGGAUCAACUAACAACAGAAGAACUAGAUCAAUUUCAAUCCAAGAAAUUUACUCUGGGAAAAAUUCCUUUAAAGCCACCACCUAUGGAACUUCUAAAUAUUUGAAAGGACGAUUCUAAAUACAGAAAAGAACAGCUCUUAAAAUUGUCUUGAGUGGUUUGUAUAAAAUUGCUUUGAGUGGUUCAAAUAUAUACGUAUAUAUGUAUACGUACAUAUACUUACACGGGAUAUAAACUUUCAAUAAUAACUUUAGGGGAUUUGAAAUUCAAUUAUUUUUUUCUAAGUAAAGUAUAUGAAAUACUCAGCAAGAAGUUUUUUUUUUUUUACUUUAAUUAUGAAUGGAACUGAAAAAAACUGUCAUUGUGCACUGAAUAAAGUGCUAUUUUCAUUCUAUCUCA